UGGCAGCAGCAGCAGCAACGAACUGACGUGUGGCUUGGAAGCGGCUGCCACUACUAACAACUGGCUCCUAAGACGCUGCUGCUAGUGUGGUGGUGUGGAAAAGCGAGCGACUGUCAAGCGCUCAGUGUGCGAAAGUUCCGAAUUCGAACGAACUGCCCGUCCUGGAUAUCGCACGAGGAAAGCUGUAGUGUCGGCUGUUGUAAAUAGCUUGUUUGGUGGACAGAUUUGUGUCGCCGACAACGAUGACGAACUCGGAUUUCGGCAACCCCCUGCGCAAGUUCAAGCUCGUGUUCCUCGGUGAACAGAGCGUCGGCAAAACGUCGUUGAUCACACGUUUCAUGUACGACUCGUUCGACAAUACUUACCAGGCAACGAUCGGCAUCGACUUCCUGUCAAAAACCAUGUACCUCGAAGACCGCACAGUGCGCCUACAGCUAUGGGACACCGCCGGUCAGGAGCGUUUUCGCUCAUUGAUCCCAUCCUAUAUUCGGGACUCGACGGUAGCCGUCGUCGUCUACGAUAUCACCAACGCGAAUUCAUUCCAUCAGACCUCGAAGUGGAUCGAUGACGUGCGCACGGAGCGGGGCACCGACGUUAUAAUCAUGCUUGUCGGGAACAAGACCGACCUGUCGGAAAAACGACAGGUCAGCACCGAGGACGGUGAGAAGAAAGCCAAGGAGCUUCAAGUUAUGUUCAUAGAAACCUCAGCCAAAUCCGGCUACAACGUCAAGCAACUGUUCCGACGAGUGGCCAACGCUUUACCCGGUAUGGAAAACACGGAACGAAGCAAGCAGGACAUCGUCGACGUAGAUCUUAAGGACGGCCCCAUCGAACAACCGAAGGAGGACGGGGGAUGCGCCUGCUAAGCACUCGUUUGAGGCCAUCCUCAGCAGAGGGUACACGACCCAUAGCGGAGGCAAAAACAACGUGACUUCGCCGUCGCUGUGAUAGUUGGAGGCAGGAAGAUCGGCCCGCUGCAGUGGCUGACUUGUCUUGUUCAUCUUGUCAACAGUCAACUUCGGUGUGUGUGGUGCGUGCCUGAAUGUAAAUACAAACUUCACAAUAAAUUCUCUCACAG
Messenger RNA from Galendromus occidentalis (western predatory mite), 1078 nucleotides. RefSeq names its product RAS oncogene family member Rab6 (gene Rab6). The transcript has 2 exons. Lineage: Eukaryota; Metazoa; Arthropoda; Arachnida; Mesostigmata; Phytoseiidae. Bases 243 to 866 code for a protein of 207 amino acids. The record is from RefSeq and is a predicted model, not a curated record. Gene Ontology annotation, molecular function: GTPase activity; GTP binding.